AUCUCAAAGAUUUCAAGUUCGAUGGCCAGCAUGUGAUCGAGGUGGAUGAAGGGAACACAGCCGUGAUCGCCUGCGACCUGCCUGAAAGUCACCCCAAGGCUCAGGUCCGCUACAGCGUGAAGCAGGAGUGGCUAGAGGCCUCCCGAGACAAUUACCUUAUCAUGCCAUCUGGGAACCUUCAGAUCGUCAAUGCCAGCCAAGAGGAUGAGGGGACUUAUAAAUGUGCUGCCUACAACCCUGUGACGCAGGAGGUGAAAACCUCGGUCUCCAGCGAGAGGCUCCGCGUGAGACGUUCCACAGCGGAGGCAGCCCGGAUAAUCUACCCUCCUGAAGCUCAGACCAUCAUUGUCACCAAGGGCCAAAGCCUCAUCCUGGAGUGCGUGGCCAGCGGGAUCCCCCCGCCGCGGGUCACCUGGGCCAAAGACGGCUCCAGCGUGUCUGCGUACAACAAGACACGCUUCCUGCUCAGCAACCUCCUGAUUGACCCCACGAGCGAGGAGGACUCAGGGACCUACAGCUGCACGGCUGACAAUGGGGUUGGGGAGGCCGGAGCCGCGUUCAUCUUCUACAAUGUGCAGGUGUUUGAGCCCCCGGAGGUCACCAUGGAGCUGUCCCAGCAGAUCAUUCCCUGGGGCCAGAGCGCCAAGUUCACCUGCGAAGUGCGAGGGAACCCCCAGCCCUCCGUCAUGUGGCUGCGCAAUGCUGUCCCCCUCUCUGCCAGCCACCGGCUCCGGCUCUCCCGCAGGGCGCUGCGGCUGGUCAGCGUGGGGCCCGAGGAUGACGGCAUAUACCAGUGCAUGGCGGAGAACGAGGUCGGCAGCGCGCAAGCCAUGGUGCAACUGAGGACAGCUCGGCCAGGAGCUACACUCAACCCUGGGCGAGAUGCCCACCUGGGCUCGGCUCAACCUUCAACACCACCUGCCAGGGACAGUGCCUUGAAGCUGCCCCUGGAUAAGGCUGGACUGCCAAAGCCUGGGACGACCCCGCUGGCAGCAUCUCCACAGUGUGCAGCCAACAGGGAGCUGGUGUCUCCAGCUGAGGCCCCCAUCAUCCUCAGUUCUCCCCGGACGUCCAAGACAGACAGCUACGAUCUGGUGUGGAGACCCCGGCCUGACAGCAGAGCCCCCAUCCUCUAUUAUGUGGUGAAGCAUCGCAAGGUCACCAACGCCUCGGACAGCUGGGCAGUGAGGGACGUCCCAGCCUCGCAGCACCGCCUGACCCUCACCAGGCUGGACCCUGGGAGCCUCUACGAGGUGGAGAUGGCCGCUCACAACUGCGCCGGCGAGGGACAGACGGCCAUGGUGACCUUCCGGACUGGCCGGCGCCCAAAACCAGAGAUUGUUGCCAGCAAAGAGCAGCAAAUCCAGAGGGACGACCCAGGCACGAGCACUCAGAGCAGUAACCAGUCCGACAACAGCCGUCUGUCCCCUCCAGAGGCACCAGACCGUCCAACCAUCUCCAUGGCAUCAGAGACAUCAGUGUAUGUGACCUGGAUCCCCCGUGGGAAUGGCGGGUUCCCCAUCCAGUCUUUCCGUGUGGAGUAUAAGAAACUGAAGAAGUUGGGAGACUGGGUCCUGGCCACCCGUGACAUUCCUCCUUCUCGCCUCUCUGUGGAAAUCCCAGGCCUGGAGAAAGGCACAUCCUAUAAAUUCCGUGUCCGGGCACUGAACAUCCUGGGAGAGAGCGAGCCCAGUGCAGCAUCUCGGCCAUAUGUGGUGUCUGGGUACAGCAACCGGGUCUACGAGCGCCCUGUGGCCGGGCCAUACAUCACCUUCACAGAUGCCAUCAAUGAGACCACCAUCAUGCUGAAGUGGAUGUAUAUCCCAGCCAGCAACAACAACACUCCCAUCCAUGGUUUUUACAUCUACUACCGCCCCACUGACAGUGACAAUGACAGCGACUACAAGAAGGACGUGGUGGAAGGAGAUCGGUACUGGCACUCCAUCAGCCACCUGCAGCCGGAGACCUCGUAUGACAUUAAGAUGCAGUGCUUCAAUGAGGGUGGUGAAAGCGAGUUCAGCAACGUCAUGAUCUGUGAAACCAAAGCUCGGAAGUCUCUUGGUCUGCCAGGUCGCCUUCCACCCUCAACAGUGCCCCCCCAGCAGCAUCCCCCACUCAGUGGUGGGCACAGCGGCCUGGGGACAGGAGCCAUGGUGGCCCGUUCCAGCGACUUGCCAUACUUGAUUGUAGGCGUCGUGCUGGGCUCUAUUGUACUCCUCAUCGUGGCCUUCAUCCCCUUUUGCCUUUGGAGAGCCUGGUCCAAACAGAAGCAAACCAUCGACAUGGGCUUCCCAGGAGCAGGGCUGCUGGUCUCAUCCUGCCAGUACACCAUGGUGCCUCUGCGGGGCAUCUCUGCUCCUCGUGCCAAUGGACAUCCCUAUGUUAACGGGCAGCCCUAUGCCAACGGGGCACACCUGAAUGGCAUCUGCCCUGCUGCAGGAGUGGGCUAUGCAAGCACCAAGCCCCGAGAUUACAGUUCCGAUGAAGUGCCACAGUCACACGAGGAGACCAAUGCCUUGCUGCAGGCGAGAGUGCUGCAAAACGGGAAUGCCCAGCAAGACUACCAGCCCUCCAGAUUGCCCAACUCAAGAACAGAAGACAGCUCUUUCCUCUACAGUCUCCCGGAUGACUCCACUCACCAGCUUCUUCAGCCACAAGAUGACUGUCCUCACCUUCAAGAGCACUUUGUUGGCCUCCAUCAUCCAGUGAUGGGCAGCAAAGUGGGAGGCCCUAGCCUGGAUGGUCGACGGGAUCCCCUGUUCCACCAAGGAAGUCCUUGCUGCCUAGGCCUAGUGCCCGUUGAAGAGGUAGAAAGACUGGAUUGCUGCCAGUCCAGAGGAGAUCUCCAUCUCCGGAAUCCAGUGAUCACAUCUUUGGGUCAGGACCCACCAAGACUUCUGAACAGCAGCCCGCCACCACUGAGGCCCUUAGAGACUCAUUGUCCUACUAGCUAGGGACCAGGCUGCCUUUUGCAAAAGACUUAUU
Messenger RNA from Pelecanus crispus (Dalmatian pelican), 2985 nucleotides. The record is from RefSeq and is a predicted model, not a curated record. NCBI's taxonomy places the organism in Eukaryota, Metazoa, Chordata, Aves, Pelecaniformes, Pelecanidae.